AUGGGAAACCUAUGCGGAGGACCCGCCACGGCGCCGGACGGCAAGGCGAAGAUUCAUGCUUUAACACUCUCCUGCAACGCCAUGUCGCCGGUACUCUUUGCCCAAGACACCGGCAUUGGCGCCUUUGAGUUCUGCGACCUCAUGUCGGGUGCACACUUGAAGCCUGAGUUCUUGGCGAAGAAUGCCUUCCACACGAUCCCAACUUACGAGGGUGCAGAUGGCUUUACCCUAGGUGAGUCGAACGCUAUCUUGCGCUACAUGGCCGCGAAGUAUGCCCCGGCUUACUACCCGGAAGGUGACCCAAAGAUGAGAGCCCGAAUCGAUUGGGCCAUGGAUGCCAUGGGCACCUCGGUGUAUCAGAAGUGGCUCCAAAGGACCUACCCAAUCUUGGGCUUUGGCUCCCACCCUGCGGACCAGGCGAAGGUCAAUGAGGAGCUCAGUGAGAUCUUGAGCUGCUUCAAGAAGACCUUCAUCGGCCAAGGCAAGUACAUUUGUGGUGAUAAGCUCACCAUCGCGGACUACAAGGUAAUGCCUUAUUUGCACUGCGCGAUGCAGCCCAUGAUCAAGCAGAAAUCCGGCAUUCAGAUUGACCCCCGACUUGAGCAGUAUGUGAAGGAUUGCAUGGCGGCCAUGCCAUCCUCAUCGAUGCUGAAGGCAGCUGACGGCUUCGGCGUGGAGGAGUUCCUGGCCACGAAGACCGACCUUCCCAACUAUGCGGGCUCUGUGGUCACAUGUGGAAGCGGGCCGACAGCAGGGGCAAUCAAGACAGGUGCGGCCAACGCUGGCGAGAAGGCGGCCAAGAUCCAUGGUAUGCCGGUGUCUGCGAACUGCACAGGAGCGCUGAUGCUGGCAACGGAAACUGGCGUCGGUGCGAUGGAGCUGUGUAAUCUGAUGGAGGGUGCCCACAAGAAACCCGCAUUCCUGGAGAAGAAUCCUUUCCACCAGAUUCCGACAUACGAGGGGUCGGAUGGAUUCUGCAUCGGGGAGGGCAACGCGAUCAUGCGCUACAUCGCUUCGAACUACGCACCGCAGUACUACCCUGGAGACGCAGAGAACCGUGCCAAGAUCGACAUGGCCAUGGAUCUGUUCAGCACGGGCGUGUACCAGAAGGUGGCGGUCUCCGUCGUCUACCCGGUGAUGGGCUUCGGGGCGCCGCCGGCAGACCAGGCCAAGGCGAACAGCACCGCCACCGAGGCCCUCGGUAUGGUGGAGAAGACAUUCUUCAAGACUGGCAAGUUCCUUGUGGGUUCGCAGCCGACCAUUGCUGACUUCAAGGCAGGUUCUUCCCGUUUACCGGACUUUGCCCUCGAGGAUGCUGGUGAGUUUGUACUGGCUCUGCCCUUCCUCUACGCAGCCAACCAACCUGCCGUCAAGAAGAAGACCGGCUUCACCUUGCCUCCUCGCUUCGUGACGUAUGUCAACGAUUGCGUGGAAGCUUUCAGCAAGAGCAACAGCUUGCUUUCAUCAGCCGGUGGAUUUUCCCUCAAGGAGUACCUCGCCACGAAGGAGUGUAACAUUUCUAUACCAAAAGGCAGCAAGGCUGCAGAGAUCUAUGUUUAUUUCCUCCCCGCGGGGGGAAAUGUGGACUUCGGAGGCAUUCCGAGCCCACAGGGCCGAUGGGAUGUGGAGCUGGUCGACCAGGACAAGGUCUUCACCGAGGCGGAGGUCCGCCGGCACAAUCGCGAGAAGGACGCGUGGAUAUCCUUCAAUGGCUCUGUGUACGAUAUCACCCGGUACAUUCCGCAGCAUCCGCCCUGCUCCGGAUUGGACUGGUCGAAGCGUUUGGCCGGACGGAGAUUUGAGGAUUUCUUGGGUCAGGAUGCUUUUGGCCCCGCACACCUAGGCUGCGGCCCCGAUGCCAACUGCAGCAGAGGAGUGAAGGCUGAACUUGCAAAGAUCCUGCAGCCCUAUCGCAUCGGCAAGCUGGCUCCCCCGGUCCUAUCGGAUGCGGCUCGACAGUGGCCAGAUGUCGAGCCCGGCGCGGUGCGGCUGUGUCUGGAGCGCUCGGAUGGCAGCUUGUUUGGAAUCUUUACGGUUGCAGAGCUUCGGAAGGCCUUCAAGCCUUGCACAAAAACGGUGACCCACCAGUGCAGUACUUCGGGCAACGUGAACACCAAAGAGUGGACGGGUGUCCGCGUAUCUGAACUUCUUCCGCGGAUGGGGCACAGACCGCCCACCUAUGAGACGUUGGUCACUUUCGUGGGCAUGGACGGUUUCGGGUAUUCCAUGUUCUGGUCUCGCGCCAUGAGAGACGACGUAAUCCUGGCCUAUUCCCAGGACGGCGAGCAGUUAGAUGCGGAAAGGGGAGGACCACUCCGGCUGGUGAAAGAUGGGCAGCACGCCAAGUGGAUUGAAACGAUCAUCGUAGAGUGA
Molecule: messenger RNA, 2373 nt
Organism: Symbiodinium sp. CCMP2456
Lineage: Eukaryota; Dinophyceae; Suessiales; Symbiodiniaceae
Source: the annotation of a GenBank genome assembly